Molecule: messenger RNA, 1332 nt
Organism: Solanum stenotomum
Lineage: Eukaryota; Viridiplantae; Streptophyta; Magnoliopsida; Solanales; Solanaceae
Exons: 3
Coding region: 1-1332 (443 amino acids)
Source: RefSeq, a predicted model, not a curated record
AUGGAUAAGUUUCUCAUCAAGUUACCAAAGCCAAAAGAUGGUCAACCAAGUUCUAGCUCUAAUCAACCAUUUGUGAGUUCACAAGUUGCUCCGAAAGUUCAAAGACAUACAAAUUCUUUUCCACUUUCAAAUAUGGAUAAUAUGCUUGAUUUUAAAUCUCUUGAAGCAGAUCCCAAAGAUCAAAUGCCUAUUUCAUCUUAUGGUCCUAAUAUUCGAGAUGCGAAUGAACUUGAAAGUCGUGGAAAUGCCGGAGAUUCAUUUACAAGAGAUGGUUUUAGGUGUUGGAACAAAGCUUUAAAAAGAUUCAAAAAACAUGUUGGUAAGCAAAGUGAAAAGGUUAGAAGUGAUUAUCGGAUGCGUUUAAAUGCCUCAAUUGAUGUAGCAAGAUUUCUCUUGACAUCGGGAUUUCCAUUUCGUGGACAUGAUGAAAGUGAAGGUUCCGAAUAUAAGGGUGCUUUUCUUGAACUUUUGAAAUGGUAUGGGGAUAGAAGUUUUGAUGUGGGAAGAGUAAUAUUAGGUAAUGCUCCACAAAAUGAUAUGAUGAUUUGUCCGACAAUUCAAAAAGAUAUUGUGGAGGCUUGUGCUAAAGAAACAACUAAGGCUAUCAGUGAAGACUUGGACGGUGAUUAUUUUGGAAUAUUAGUUGAUGAAUCAAAGGAUGUUUCUCAUAAGGAGCAAAUGACUCUAAUUUUGAGAUAUGUCAACAGAAGUGGAAUGGUGAUAGAGCGAUUCUUGGGUAUUGUCCACGUAAAUGAUACAUCUCAAUCAUUUAAAAAGGCAAUUUAUUCUUUGCUUUUGGAUCACUCAUUAUGUACAUCCAAAAUACGUGGUCAAGGUUAUGAUGGGGCUAGUAAUAUGCAAGGGGAAAUAAAUGGUCUCAAGUCUUUGAUUUUACAAGAUACGUCAUCUGCAUAUUCUAUUCACUGUUUUGCUCACCAAUUGCAAUUGGCACUUGUAGGUCUUUCCAAAAAGAACUCGGAUGUGGAUAAUUUUUUUUAUGUUCUCACUAAUAUUUUGAAUACUAUUGGAGCUUCAUUUAAACGCAGAGAUUCACUUCGACAACAUCAAGAAGAUAAGUUGGAAGAGUUGCUUAAAUUUGGAGAAGUUCAUACAGGGCAAGGUUUGAAUCAAGAACGUGGCCUCCAACGACCGGGUGAUAUUCGUUGGGGAUCUCAUUUUAAAACCUUGGACAAUUUCCUGAUUCUUUUUUCUUCAAUUGUUAAUGUGCUUAAGGAUAUGAAACCUGAUUGUCCAUAUCAUCUUGAUAAAUUUGCGGUGGAAAAUCUUUUGAGCAAGAUUCAUGAAUUGAAUUUGUCUUUACGUUGCACUUGA